UUUUGCCUUGCAAAAAAAGAAAAAAAAUUAAGAAGAAGAUUUUUGUUCAGAUAUUCAAAAUUUUGUUUUGCUUUUCAUAAUUUGUAAACAAUAAAAAAUGGAAAUUCUAUCUAGGGACAAGUUUGGAAGGAGCCAAGUUGCGAUUAUAGCGGCAAGUGGUAGAGAAUUCCCCGUAUACGAAGGCGUAAACCCCAUUGGACGAAAUAAAGAAGCCACUGUCAAUAUAAAAAAUUUGAGUGUCAGUCAAAACCACGCUGUUGUGGUGAUUUUGGAUAACAAACAUUUCGUUUGUGAUUUAAAUUCUAGCAAUGGAACAUUUCUUAAAGAUGCUAAAAUUCAACCCUUCUGCUUAUACCAGAUUAGUGGCAACUCAGAAUUAAAAUUUGGAAAUGUGCUGGCCACAUACUCUUCAUCUACCAAACCACCUUCAAAAUGUUGGGAGAUGUCUCAAAAUGUUACUCAAAAUUUCUAUGAGGCAAAUACCCAAGUAUUCCAUGACAUUACUAAUUUAGAGUGUACCCAAGGGGAAGAAAUUCACGAGGCACUAACUCAAAAGGUAAAUUUAGUUGAAUUUAAGAUUCCAGAAAAUCCCCGAGGGCCAGAGAGUACAACGACAAGCAUGGCAGCCUGCACAAUUUUAAACAAAAACUCAAAUGGUGACAUAGUUGAACCAUCAACAUCUGAAAAUAGAAAAACUGAAAGGGACAGUGAAUCUACCAAAGAACUGGCCCUUAAUAUUCAAAACAACCUGGAGGUUUUUUGUGCCGCAACUCAGGCAGUCAAUUUGGGGACCGAGGGUAAUUCAGUCUAUAGUUGCCCUACACAGGAUUUAGGCUCCUUCAUGGAACCCGUGCCUGCGGUUGAGGAUAAUGAAAACUAUAUUGAAGUUAUGCAAGUAAAGGAUACAGAGCUAGAUAUCCAUGAUGUAGUUACUCAGGUGAUAGAUUUGCCAGCCCUAUUGGAAAAGGUUGAUGCAAGUGUUAAGGCUGUUUCACAUGUAAGUGUUGAAACAUUGAAAGAAAAUGGGGACAAGAUGAAAUCAGUCAGUAGAAACAACGUUAAAAUCAAUGCUGAUGACAGUAGUAAUGACUCGGUAGAUUUUCUUAACUUAGAAAAGUCUAUUACUACACCCACCCUUCUUACCGAGGACCAACCCCAACCCAGAGAAAAAGGAUCGGCCAAACAGACAUCCAAUAGUUCAGACGAUGAAACUGAUAUUGAAGAUUUCUUAAUCUCCAAACCACAGGAUGCGCCAACUUCAGAGACGGACGCCGAAUCCCAAAUCGGUUUUAAAAAGAAAGCACCUCGGACUCUAAUAGAAUCGGAUUCUGAGACUGAAGACGAGGACGUAAUCGAACGAAAGCGCAGAAAAGUCGUAAGAAUACCGCCAACGCAAGAAAGUGAGGACAGCGAUAUCUUGCCGACGAAAAGAAAACCCAUCCCAUUGCCGAGUACCCAGGAAGAAAGUUACGUUAUCGAGACCGACUCUGACGCGGAAACGUCGACAAAACAUUUGGAGACUAGUAUUCCGGCCACACAGAAUAUGACUCUGAACGACAGUUGCUGCGUACUUGCUACUCAAGUCACCAAACCCACUGACCAGAUUAAUACUCACGCGGACUCGGAGGAAAACUUCAAACUGGGACUGACCCAACUGUUCUUUGACAACUCUCAAGGCGUCGGCGGUGACAAAACGGAGGAAAUCGCCCAGGAAGGACGAUCCAAAACGUUUUUGUCAGACAUCGCCGCUCCGAAACUUGCUGAAGAUCGGAAGGAAGCAACGAACGAGAAUGAGGACGGUAUCUAUACUGCGCAGACACAGGCAAUAAGUUCAUACAGCGAAAUAUCUAAAACGCGCCAUGCUUACCACUUGGAUCAAGCUAACAAAACUAGUCAUAACAUCGAAAAUAAUAUUACAGUUGUUCAGAACAUAGAAGAAACUGCUGAAGGCGAUUCAUUUCUGGCUCCGACACAAAAAAUUUCCAAUUUAGAAUCAAAUAAUACUGCGAACUCGGAUUUGUAUUCUGCUCAGACUCAGAAGGUUGAUGAGAUAUCUGAAGCUAUUAGAAACACUGUGGCAGAGAAAGUUUCGUGUCGCCAACAUAUCCAAGCGGCUGAAGAGGACGCUCCGGAAAUUGACGAAAAUGAUUUAUACCUAGCUCAGACUCAGAAAAUCUGUAUUUCCAAAAUGUCUAAUUUAGAUGAUACUGCAGACUCGAAUUUGUAUCUAGCUCCCACACAGAAGUUAAAUAUGACUGAAAUUACCAGUCUAGUGCGCGAAACCGCAGAAACAAUCGAUGAAGACAAUAUUUAUUUCGCACAGACCCAAUUGAAUGAUGCCGACAUGCAACAAAGACACGAUACAGUUCCUCAGCAACACAAACCGGACCAAGACGAGAGUGUGUAUUUUGCGCCUACUCAAAAAUAUCCCAGCUUUGCUGAAAACGCCUUGCCUAAAAAGCAGUUCACGUUCAAAAAUUUUCCACGACCCCUGGACACUUCCCUAUCUUCUAUAUUGAAGUGUGAAGCGAAGUCUAAUAGUCUAGAAGUCGAGCUUUCUUCCGAGCAAGUGUUUUCUGCCGAGCCUUCAGAUCGUCCGACAAAUCCGUUGUCCUACUUCCUACAAGGAAGUGCCACUGAUGAUUUACAAAAUGAACUUACUUUAAAGAAACAUGACGUUCUUUGUAAAGAAAUAAGAGGCAAUCAGGAAUUUCUCAACGAAAAUCAAGCAAAGGACGCAAAUGGACCCAAUAAUGAAGAAUUGGGUGUUACUACAACCUCCAUCAGGGCGGCGGAAAAAGACCUAUUAAGCACGAAAAAAAAUUCUAAACAAAUUGAAAAGCUGGAAAUGAUGUGUAAAGGGCAAAACAUGAAACAUACGAAAUUAGCAUUGAAAAACAUAAAAACAGCGAAAGACGAUGACUUUAAAGCAGAUAACCUUAAUGACAAGCAUAUUAAUAAGGAAGCUCAAGGCAGUGCACUGGAGAUCACUACAAGAACAAGAACGAGGACAAAAAACAGCAAAUCAUGCGAUAGCGGCGAAGUAAAACCCAUUGGCAAUAAAAUUCUUGAAGAAAAUGCGGAUAAUAAGCAAAUUACAGCUAAACAUGAACACUUUAAACCAGACAACCCUAAUGAAGACCAUAUUAAUAAGGAAGUUCAAGGCGCGGCACUGAAGAUCACUGCAAGGGCGGGGACGAGGACAAAAACUAGCAAAUCAUGCGACAGCGGCGAAGUAGAACCCAUUGAUAAAGUAAUUCUUGAAGAAAAUGAUGAUAAUAAAAAAGUUACGGUUGAGAAAGGGGAGUUUAAAGAAUUUUCUAUUGAUAAAGCAGGAAGACUAUCUACCAUUAAGGAGAAUAUGGUUUUUCAUUCCAUAAAUAAAGAAAUAAAUAAAGAAACAGCGAGGUCGGAGGAAAGAGGUCGUCCAAAGAGAAAACUCUCCACUGACUGUGCUACAAGUAAAGUUAAUGAAAUUAGCGACAUCAGAGUUAACGAAGCUAUUAAAAGAAAAGCUCUGCCUAGAAGAAGGAAAAUAUCGACUGACAGUAAUAAAAAUGACAUUGAGUUUGGAUCAGCGGAUAACUCUUCAGCUCAUAGCACAUUAAAGGGAGAAUGCUCAUCUGUAAGAACUACAAGCCGAGGUAGUGAAGUUAGUGACCAUGAAAUACCAAUGGAUAUUGUGAAGCCACCGUCAUCCAUGAGUGAUUCUACAAGUAGAAAAAAAACGAUCGAGAUUGAAGAUACGUCCGACAGCGAUUCGAGAAAUUUAAGAAAGAAAAAAGAAUCGAAAAAAAUUAAGGAAGUAGCUGUGGCGAGUUCUUUAAGAGAUUGCCAAGGUGAUAGCGAUAUGAGCAAGUUAGAAGUUUCUUGCGAGAGUGAGGUGAGCAGAGUUCAGGAUGCGGCUGAUGGAAGGAAUCGCCACUAUGCUACAGGUACCAAGAAAACCGCGCCGGUCAGUGAGACACCGAGGGGUAGAAAGGACUUCAGAAAGAGGAAUACAACUGAAGAAGUCGGUUCAAACAACACUAGCGACACCAGUGAUCGCUCCAUUGAGUUGCAUAUGUCGACGCCAAAGAAGCAAAGACUACAGCCAAAGGACGAAAUUGUGAAUACCGUAGAGAGAAAUUUGCGGAAACAAAAACCAAAAGUCGUGUUCACCAUGAUGGAUAGCCCGCAAAUGGAAGCUAUGAUCCGACAGCUGGGUGGUAGCGUCGUGCAGUCGGUUAACUCUUGUACCGUGUUGGUCACAGAGCAAGUCAAAAGGUCGCAGAAGCUGCUGGUGGCCAUCGGUCUGUCAAAGCCGAUCUGCUCACCCAAAUGGAUCACCGAUUCAAAGAGGAAGGGCAGUUUUCUGGAUCCGUGGGAUUAUAUUUUAAGAGACCAGGAAGCUGAGAAAAAAUGGAACUUUUCGUUAGAAGAAUCGUUAAAUAGGAGUAUGAGAAUGAAACUAUUAGAGGAUUACACGUUCCAAUUGAUGGUAACAACAGCCGCUGACGUUCUGAAAGGAGCGAUAGAGUCCUGUGGGGGUAGGAGCGUAUCAAAAUUGUCAGGAAGAAGUGGACCCAACACCUUCGUUAUCUGCAGUCCAGAAAAUCAAAAUCGGUAUCAGAAGAUGUUGAAGCAGCAUACAGAUUUAAAAGCGAUAGAGCCCGAGGCCAUAUUCGAUGGCGUGUUGCGGCAAGAGUUGAGGUUUUCACGCCAUUAUUUGCCCUUUCCAAAAUCCAAAAUUUAAUAUUGUAU
This is a messenger RNA of Cylas formicarius (sweet potato weevil), 4743 nucleotides long. RefSeq lists its product as uncharacterized. Lineage: Eukaryota; Metazoa; Arthropoda; Insecta; Coleoptera; Brentidae. The transcript is spliced from 9 exons. Gene Ontology annotation, molecular function: protein binding. Gene Ontology annotation, cellular component: MLL3/4 complex. Bases 98 to 4735 code for a protein of 1545 amino acids. The record is from RefSeq and is a predicted model, not a curated record.